Messenger RNA from Hypomesus transpacificus, 2051 nucleotides. RefSeq names its product homeobox protein Hox-C5-like. The record is from RefSeq and is a predicted model, not a curated record. Gene Ontology annotation, molecular function: RNA polymerase II cis-regulatory region sequence-specific DNA binding; DNA-binding transcription factor activity, RNA polymerase II-specific. The coding region runs from base 805 to 1518 and encodes 237 amino acids. NCBI's taxonomy places the organism in Eukaryota, Metazoa, Chordata, Actinopteri, Osmeriformes, Osmeridae. Gene Ontology annotation, cellular component: nucleus. The transcript is spliced from 2 exons. Gene Ontology annotation, biological process: regulation of transcription by RNA polymerase II; anterior/posterior pattern specification.
AAGCUCUAGUAGUAGGUGGUCUGAUAUUCUGCCAUUUGUUGAAUUGGAUUUGAUGAUUUGAAUUUGUUUCAUUUGUUUUGUUGUUUCAUUUGGUAAUGUGUAAGCCAAGUCAUUGCAAAUUUACAACAAUCGCUUUAGCCGAAAUGUGCCGAGAUCUUCAUGUGAAAGAGUUGGCCUAGUUGAUUUAGCGUGCAUAAAAAAAAACUCCGGGCCGGGCCUCAAUGCAAUUGCCGUUGACACGUCUGCAAGCAAGCAUAAACGUGAAUCGGUUUGGGCGGACAUAUUUUAGCGAAAUGUUUUUUACUUGUUCUUUACUUGCAAUGUCGCAAUAUCUGUUUAAAUAAGGUAUAUGUUCUUAUCCGUCGCUGGCACCAGGUGACGCUCUAGGCCUUCUAUCCAGUACGGCACUGGCAGCGCUGCACAAAGUCCCCUCAGCCAUCAGGCGUUUUUCCUCUUUCCAUCAAUAACCUCCAAGUGUGAUAUAGCCAAAUGUAUGACUGGCCGAUCCGAACACGUGAUUCUUUUUAGCCUUCCCAUAUUUGGGCAAUGGAGAAAAAAUAAAAAAUUCCCGCACCUAUAAAUCGUGGUCAUUUUAGGAUAACCCUCUCAUGAACUUCAAAAGAGACACAAAUCAAACGCAAUGAUAAUAACAUUUAAAAAGUUACAAGUCUAACCAACAUGUACACAUAGAUUAUAAGAUAAUCGUCAUACAUCACAAACGUAGCCUAUAUGUGAGGUAGCCUAAUUAUUCAGACCGUAGCCUAUGAAUGCUUCCAUUUCAUAUCCUUUGCGUUUUGUCUUGAAAUGAGUUCUUACGUAGCCAACUCGUUGUUCAAGCAAACUCACCAGACUGCAGCUUUCGCUCUGCACAACAAUGGCUACGGAACUAACCCUGAACUCAAUAGAUCCGACUACUGUUAUGGAGGGCACGAUCACCGUGGGUCAUUCGCGUCACAAUCGUCCUCAGGUUUGGGCAUGGGUGAGAUGAACAGAGGGCUGCAUGGCAAUCCGGGUGACCCGACUUCAGGGCCAGAGUCCUCCGCAUUAGAGUGUUCACAGAGACGACAGAAUGAGCACUCGAGUGGUCGAGACUCUCUAAACUUAGGACUUUAUCGUCGCAAAUCGGAGAUGGACUCGGAUUUUGGUCAAAUGGCCAUCGCCAAGACUCAUACAGACGAGAUAAAAGUGGGAACUUUGCAAUCUGUACAACCAUCGAGACAAGCGAACACUUCUUCUCGGCCACAGACCUGUGAACAGCAACCACAAAUUUAUCCCUGGAUGACUAAACUACACAUGGGCCACGAAGCUGAUGGAAAAAGAUCAAGGACGAGUUAUACACGCUAUCAGACUCUAGAGUUGGAGAAAGAGUUCCACUUCAACCGCUAUCUGACGCGUCGCAGGCGCAUCGAGAUCGCCCACACACUAUGCUUGAACGAGAGGCAAAUCAAAAUUUGGUUCCAGAACCGACGAAUGAAGUGGAAGAAAGAUUCAAAGUUAAAAACAAAGGAGUCGAUGUGAAACAGCAAACCUUCAAUCGUUAGACUACGUUUCAAGAUGACUUUCAGUAACUUGAAACAGUAUACACUUCCUCAACUUUCUGUGAUGUCAUUCAGUAUGUAAGCCCAUUCAUUCUGACAAUUAAAGACAUUUUGCGUAACUAAUGUAAACGUAUGUCUUUUUGGGAAUUGGAUGUCUUCAUUUUCCAUUUUAGAUUACCUAUCUAAGAAUAUAAUAGUUUGUUGUUGUUGUUGUUGUUUUACUAUUCCUCAUAAAUAAUAUAUUGUUUCUGAAACAAUGCUUUCUUAUUUCAAAUGGGCUUUUUUAGCCUUCGUGUAGCCUAAGUAAUUAGUGCACGUGCAAAUCACUGUGCCAAUUUGAUCAGUGGGUUUAUAGUGCGAUUGUUAUCAUUAUGAUAAAUGAUUGAACUAUUCACUUUAGCAUUUAGAUAUUCAAAAUUGCGUGCAUGUGACAUCUCAUACUGUCUCGGGAGUUGUCAUCAACAAGUGAUUGAUUGUGUAAAAUGAUUAUGAGCAACUUGAAAUAAGAAUAAG